Messenger RNA from Staurois parvus, 343 nucleotides. NCBI's taxonomy places the organism in Eukaryota, Metazoa, Chordata, Amphibia, Anura, Ranidae. The record is from the annotation of a GenBank genome assembly.
CCAGGACCCUGCAUUCUCUAUACCUGGUCUCCCACAGUACACAGAACAUGGAAAUGCAAUUAUUUUAGUAAAUAUAAACUGCUAAACACCUUUUCUCAGCAACAGUUAGAGCAGUCUUAUGACUUCAGCAGAGCACUAGUUAAAGCUUGUAGGAGGAGCUUUCUUUCUGCUCUAGUAGUAUGCGAAACCCCUGACCCUCUGUCUGAACAGUGCUGAUUGGCCCUGUGCUGAUCACAUGCACCCUUCCCAAGGAAAAAAAACAAAACAAAACCUAUCUAGCAUUACACACCAAACUGAGCAUGUGCAUUGACUCCACACAAUAUGUCUUAUCAGGCGAUAAAAG